Messenger RNA from Saccostrea echinata, 1649 nucleotides. RefSeq lists its product as uncharacterized. The transcript is spliced from 2 exons. The record is from RefSeq and is a predicted model, not a curated record. NCBI's taxonomy places the organism in Eukaryota, Metazoa, Mollusca, Bivalvia, Ostreida, Ostreidae. Bases 32 to 1576 code for a protein of 514 amino acids. Gene Ontology annotation, molecular function: zinc ion binding.
UUCCUUAUGAGAACACAUUUGGAUGUAAGAGAUGUCCAUAUUUUUCCGUUCCUCUGACGCAUGCAGCCUCCACAGAGAAGAGAAAUAUGUGGCCGUAUGCGUUACAUGUGAGGUCAGCGUUUGUGCGACAUGUAAGACCAGCAUACAUCGAGGUCACGAACAUAUGGACAAUGACCUAGCCUUGGUCGAUUACAAACAAAAACUUUUCAUCAGUGAGAAGGUGGCAGAAGAAAACCUGAAUAAGUACCAAGAAGAAAUACAAUUGCUGAAUCAACAAGAGCAGAUCUGUAACCUGAAAUCUGAUGGACUUCUGAUAUCCCUUCAAAACAGAGGGAAAGAAAUUAAAAAUGAGAUUGACAGAUUGGUUCAAGAGAUGUCUAAAGCCAUAAAAGAAUCCAAGAAAACCAAUAUGGACAAAAUAAACAAAGCCCAGAACAAAGCUAAGAAGCAACAAUCACAACUCGCGAGUUUUAUCAAACAGGCCAAAGCCGAGCUUCAAAAGAACAACGUCCACAACAUUCUUAGUCUCUACAACAACAUCAACGAUGCCGUGGACAGUCAUAAUAACAGCCGUGACCUGCAGGUUGAUACAGAGUACUACAAGUUCACAGCUGGGGAACUCAGAAAGGAGAAUAUUGAUGAAAUGUUUGGGAAACUGGAGAUGGACGGGAAGAAAUUAAGCCAGGAAAAUGUCUACGAAGAUGUAGAACCUGCCUGUGUGUGCACUCUAAAUCAGGUUCAAAGUAAUGUUGAAAACUUGAGUGAAUUCAAAGCUUCUGAAAAAGGCAUUACAAGCAUCUGUCCAUUUAAAGAAGACAGAGCGUUUUUAUGUGAUGAAAUGGGAAAAGAUCUCAAGCUUGUCAAAGAGACGGGGAGAGUACUAAGAUCUCUGACAGCCAACACAAAGAAAAGUGAUAUCGCCAUUACGUCUGAUGGAAUCGUCCUCAUAACGUGUCCCGAUUUAUUCUGCAUCAAAACAUUCUCCUCUGACGGAAUGAUUCGUAAGUUCAUUCUAACUGAAGAUUUACAUCCGCAUGGAAUCAGCGUCCAUUUUGACACAGAUUCUAUCGUUGUGGCAUUAGUGGACGCGUGGGAUUAUAAUGUGACAUCCUCAAGUAAAAGACUCCUCCGUAAAUAUUCCAGUGAAGGGGAGAUAAUUCAGACAAUAGAAGGCAUCAAUAAAACAAUCACAGGUGGAGUAAAACCACUGUUUGUCUCCCCUUACAAAGUCCGCAUCAGUCAGUACUCAGGAGAUAUCGGAGUGGUCAACUGGACGUCAUGGCAUCAGGGUAAUGUCCUCGUGUUCACUGACUAUGGAACUCUGAAAUUCACCUACCCUCCCAAAGUCAACAGUUCGUUUGAACCUCAGGACAUGACUUUCGAUUCUGAGAACCAAACUGUUGUGGCCGAUGCUGUUAGUAAACUUUUGAUUUUACUAAAUCCUGAAGGGGUACUGCUGCGGACAGUUUAUCAGUGUAAUCAUCAGCCCUCAUCUCUGGGCUACUUUGGGAAGGGAAAGUUGUGGGUGGGCCAAAGUGAUGGAACUGUAAAUGCUAUUAAAUAUUUGUGUACUUAAAUCUAGCACUAUUGAUAGUAAUACAAGUUUUAUAUAAAUAGUAUUGUUAUGUUUACAAAGACCAUAAUGUUUU